UAUUAUUUUUAUUUUUAUUUGUAUUUUGGUAUUGAAACUCGUGAGCUCUCAGCUGAGCAAAGUUUUUUUUUUCCGAGUUCUUGAAGCUUAUUGGACGUUGCUGAUGUAAAACGGGCGCUGAUAGGCUGGUCUAGUGUUGGGAAUCAAUUCUACCAACUGAACUGAGCAGUAGAAAAAUUGUAAUGAAUCCUAAAUUUUUUAGAAAAUUUGAAAAAAAACGUUGAAGCUGAACCUUACGAAUUAUUUGCUGUGGAAGUUCUCGUAUGACAACGAGGGGCUCGGAAUUCCAGGGAUCAAAAUUUUAUACAGAAUUAAAUGCGAGGCAGUAGACUGACAACUCCCAGUUUUUUGUAAGAAAUGGGGAAGAUCCAAAGUUGAGGAGUGUAAAAGUUUGAGAUUACACUUUACACUAGUAAUUUUUGGAACUAGACGAGCUAGAUCUAGAGAUUUGUAAAGCAGCUGAUAGAAUAAAAAUACUUGUAAAAUUUUUCGAUAUAUAAACGUGGACAAAGUUACGAUCUUCUGCGCAAGUGCAACAAGGACAGUCUUUCGUCCACGGGGAUGUGAUAGAGAAAAAAGAGCCAAUCUUCUUGCAGGGGUAAAAUCAACCGAUUUUCAAUCCAAUUUAAUUCACGAACAAACACUGGAAAUCUAAAAUAGAGUCUUUAGCUUUUUUUGAAAUUUCAACAGAGGGCUAAAAUUUCGUAAUUUCAAAAAUUCUAAACCGUCUCUACGAGUGCAACGAAGAUAGUCCCGUUUAUUUUUCUGAGUGUGAGAGAGACUUCCGGUGGCGUUUCCUCUUAAGUGAAAUGGAAAAAAAAAUUGAUGUAAAUUCUAUAUUACGUAAAGCGAUACUCGCUGAAGAUAUAGAAAAGGUCGACGAAAUUGUAAGUCAAUAUGGUUUAUCUUAUCAUGAUGAAUGGGACGAUGGAUACGAACUUGUUCGGAUAUCUCUCCUGAAACACAAAUUCCAGGUCGCAAGUUUUCUGAUAAGAGCUGGAGCUAAAAUAUUUAACAGCGAGAAAGUGUAUCCUCAUGAAACGCCUUUCAGACUUGCUGUGGGUACGCCAGGAACAGUAGACAUUAUCAAGAUGAUGCUGGAACGGGAUCGUAAUAUUCUUAAGCCAGGCAGCGUGUAUGAAAUGAAUGCUAACAUUGAAAGUAUAAUAGAUACAGAUGAUCCGGAUGUUGUAAAACUCGCUGUGGAUCACGGGUUUGAAGUAAAUCCUUCAAGAGUGAUCAAGAAUGUACCAUUGAUGAGAUCUAUUGAGAAGAAAAAAUUAAAAGCAAUGAAAGUAUUGUUGGAUAGUGGCGCUGAUAUUAAUUACACUCGUGAACGUGACGGCUUGCAACCGAUUCACAUGGCUGUUGACACCGAAAAAGAGAUAAUUGCUGAACUAUUAAAAUAUGGCGCAGAUAUAAAUGCCAAAAUUAAAAAUGGCUGCACGCCACUACUGCUCUCCAUAUUCCAUAUCAAAUCCCCCGAAAUAAUAGAAUUCCUCUUAGAGAAUAAUGCUGAUGUCAAUAUUGCUGCUGAUGGAGAUUAUACGCCAUUGGGGACUGCUUUUUUACAAAGUAAGAAACAGAUUUCAGAAACGGUCAAAGUUCUCAUCAAACAUAUUAUUAAAAUCAAAAGUCAAAAUUUGUAUGUGUCCGAUGCUAAUUUUUCGUUACUAAAAAAUAAUGAUAUGAAAAACUACGCGAAGAAAUGUGAAGAUGAAAUAGAACAACUCAAGAUACAGAAAAUAAUUAAUACAAAUAUUCCAUUCUAUGACAUCCUGGCUGGAGAUGCUAAGGUUUUAAUUAGAUAUGCGAGAAAUAAAAAUCUUUGUCAAGCUGUAGAAUCUGAUGAACUCAAGAGAUUUCCAAUUUAUGGCUCAAUAAUGGACCGCCGGUUUCAGAAAGCACUGACGAGUAAUCUUCUUCUAGAAAAGAGUGUUAACUUGUUUCAAAAAUAUUCUGUUACUGGAGUUCUUUCAAAAUUACCUAUUAAUAUUAUUUACGACAUAUUUGAGUACUUGAAUGACCAUGAUUUGGAGAAUUUUAUUAAAAUAGUUGAGUAAAUUAUUUCAUGUAAUCAUCGAAAAAGCAUCCGCUAUUUUGUACAAUAAUUGUAUCAAUUUUUUAUUACACCACUUAAUUAAAAUUGUAUGCUGUAAUUACUUCAUACCCGGGUAAAAAAAAUUAUAUAUAGAGUAAGAACACCAAUACCCAGCCCCUAACCAGUAGCCAGCCGGUCAUAUACUUUAACAUUGGCUCAAAAUAUAUAUAGAUAUAAUCUAACAUGAGGUGGCUGGCUACUGGUUUGGGGCCGGGUACUGGUGCUCUUACCCUUCUUAUGUCAUCCCUGGUGGAAAUUUUUCGGACUUUUCUCUGAAUAACUCUGAAAAAGUCAGAACUUUAGAACUGAGUUUUUCAGAGACAAUUCCGAAAAAUUUUUAACAGGGGUCUCGAUAAAUGGGCCAUUUGACUCUUAUUUACAAGGGAAAUAAAUAUAAAAUAUCUGUUAUUAUGUAAAAAAUAACCAUCAAUAUUAUCAGCUAGGCCGAAUUAGCUCUUAUCUCCGGAGUACAAGGAACUAGCGGCUAGUUUAUUUUGUUAUUAUUAUUUUUUUUUCUUCGUAUUUUGGUAUUGAAACUCGUGAGCUCUCAACUGAGCAAAAUUUUUCUUUUUCCGAGUUCUUGAAGCUUAUUGGACGGUGCUGAUGUAAAACUGGCGCUGAAAGGCUGGUCUAGUGUUGGGAAUCGGUUCUACCAACUGAACUGAGCAGUAGAAAAAUUGUAAUGAAUCCUAAAUUUUUUGGAAAAUUUGAAAAAAAAUGUUGGAGCUGAAUUUUAUGACGUAUUUGUAUUGGAAUUUCUCUAAGGAUGACAUCGAGGGGGUCGAAACUCCAGGAAUCAAAAUCACAGAAUUAAAUGCGAGGUAAUAGACUGAUGACUCCCAGAUUUUUGUAAGAAACGGGGGGGGGGGGGUCCAAAGUUAGGGAGUAAAAGUUGGAGAUCACACUUUACACUAGUGAUUUUUGGAGCUAGACGAGCUAUAGAUGUAGAGAUUUGUAAAGUUGACAGAAUAAAAUUGCCUGUUAAAUUUUUCGGUGUGAGUAUAAAUUGAUUAAGAAGGGAUAGUUUUUAGCUUUUCCCUCAAACAAAAACUCUAAACGCAAAAUUAAGAGCGAGUCUAUCAAUCUAGGUCUUUAUUUUUGAAAACUGUUCCUUUGUUCAAGAUAUAAACGUGGACAAAGUUACCAUCUUCUGCACAAGUGCGACAAGGACAGUCGUUCGUCCACGUGGAUGUGAUAGAGAAAAAAUAGCCGAUCUCCUUCAAGAGGUAAAGUCAAUCGAUUUUUAAUUCAAUUUAAUUCACGGACAAACACUGGAAACCUAAAAUAAGGUCUUUAGCGUUUUUUGAAACCUUAUUAACAAAGGGCUAAAAGUUUUGUAAUUUCAAAAAUUCUAAAUCGUCUCUACGAGUGCAUCGAAGAUAGUCCCGUUCAUUUUUCUGAGUGUGAGAGAGACUUCCGGUGGCGUUUACCCUUAAGUAAAAAUGGAAAAAAAAAUUGAUGUAGAUUCUGCAUUACGUAAAGCGAUGGUUGAUGAAGAUAUUCAAAAGGUUGACGAAAUUGUAAGUCAAUAUGGUUUAUCUUAUCUUGAUGAAUGGGACGAUGGAUACGAACUCGUUCGGAUAUCUCUCCUUGCACAAAAGUUCCAGGUAGCAAGUUUUCUGAUAAGAGCUGGAGCUAAAGUAUUUAACAGCAAAUAUUUAACAGCGUAUCCUUUCAGACUUGCUUUGGGUGCGCCAGGAAGAGUAGGUAUUAUUAAGAUGAUGCUGGAACGGGAUCGUAAUAUUCUUAAGCUAGACAGCGACUAUGAAAUAAAUGCUAAUAUUGAAAGUAUAAUAGAUACAGAUGAUCCGGAUGUUGUAAAACUCGCUGUGGAUCACGGGUUUGAAGUAAAUCCUCCAAAAGUGAUCAAGAAUGUACCAUUGAUGAGAUCUAUUGAGAAAAAAAAAUUCAAAGCAAUGAAAGUAUUGUUGGAUAGUGGCGCUGAUAUUAAUUAUACUCGUGAAUCUAACGGCAUGCAACCGAUUCACUUGGCUAUUAACACCGAAAAAGAGAUAAUUGCUGAACUAUUAAAAUAUGGCGCAGAUAUUAAUGCCAAAAUUAAAAAUGGCUGCACGCCACUAAUGUUCUCUAUAUGCUAUAACAACCCCGAAAUAAUGGAAUUCCUCUUAGAGAAUAAUGCUAAUGUCAAUAUUGCUGAUAAUACGGAUUUAACGCCAUUGAAGACUGCUUUUUCAUACAGUAAGAAACAGAUUUCAGAAAGGGUCGAAGUUCUCAUCAAACAUAUAAUUAAAAUCAAAAGUCAAAAUUUGUAUGUGUCCGAUGCUAAUUUGUCGUUACUAGAAAAUAAUGAUAUCAUGAAAAAUUACGCGAAGAAAUGUGAAGAUGAAAUAGAACAACUCAAGAUACAGAAAAUAAUUAAUACAAAUAUUUCAUUCUAUGACAUCCUGGCUGGAGAUGCUAAGGUUUUAAUUAGAUAUGCGGGAAAUAAAAAUCUUUGUCAAGCUGUAGAAUCUGAUGAACUCAAGAGAUUUCCAAUUUAUGGCUCAAUAAUGGACCGCCGGUUUCAGAAAGCACUGACGAGUAAUCAUCUUCUAGAAAAGAGUGUUAACUUGUUUCAAAAAUAUUCUGUUACUGGAGUUCUUUCAAAAUUACCCAUUAAUAUUAUUUACGACAUAUUUGAGUACUUGAAUGACCAUGAUUUGGAGAAUUUUAUUAAAAUAGUUGAGUAAAUGAUUUCAUGUAAUCAUCGAAAAAGCAUCCGCUAUUUUGUACAAUAAUUGUAUCAAUUUUUCAUUACACCACUUAAUUUAAAUUGUAUGCUGUAAUUACUUCAUAUUGAUUCA
Microplitis mediator is the source of this 4905-nucleotide messenger RNA. RefSeq names its product putative ankyrin repeat protein RF_0381. The record is from RefSeq and is a predicted model, not a curated record. The coding region runs from base 3544 to 4791 and encodes 415 amino acids. Gene Ontology annotation, cellular component: cytoplasm. The transcript is spliced from 2 exons. NCBI's taxonomy places the organism in Eukaryota, Metazoa, Arthropoda, Insecta, Hymenoptera, Braconidae. Gene Ontology annotation, molecular function: protein binding.